AUGGAGCCGGAGGUCCGGGAGUACGUCGAGGCUUGUUCGGUCUGCGCCUGGAACAAGACAUCCUCCAGGGCACGCUUGGGCCUGCUUCAGCCGCUCCCGAUCUCCUCCAGACCGUGGGCGGAUAUCUCAAUGGACUUCGUCACUGGGCUCCCGGUCUCGCCAGGUAACACCACGGUCCUCACAGUAGUGGACAGGUUCUCCAAGAUGGCCAGACAUUGUCUCGCCCCAAUUCGCGUCUCGCUUCUGGAGGGAGUUCUGUCAAAGGACAGAGAACAGAGACUCUCUGAGAUCCACUGCUCAGCUCUGGCCUACAUGCUGCAGAUGUCUGAGGAGGUUCUGGAUGAGUUGGACCUGGACAAGUACAACACAUCAGUCCAGGGAAAACAGAGACUGGUUCCAGCUGUGAGGAACUGCAGGAAGGCUCGGUUGAGUGGCUCAAGAUUGUCAGAGAUCAGCUGUUCUUCUCUGGUCUCAGUUCUGAAGUCCAACUCCUCCCACCUGAGAGACCUGGACCUGAGUUGGAACCCUGAUCUGCAGGAUUCAGGAGUGAAGCUGCGGUGUUCUGGACUGGAGAGUCCACAUUGUAGACUGGAGACUCUGGGGUUGAGACACUGCAGAUUGUCAGAGAUCAGCUGUUCUUCUCUGGUCUCAGUUCUGAAGUCCAACUCCUCCCACCUGAGAGACCUGGACCUGAGUCUGAACGGUCUGCAGGAUUCAGCAGUGAAGCCUCUGUGUGAUCUUGUGCAGAGUCCAGACUACAGACUGGAGACUGUGAGGUGAGUAGAGUGUUAGAGUCAGUGUUGUUCUAAUCACAGUCAGAGCAAAGAUCCAGUGUUUCCUCAGUGAAGCUGUGAGAGCAGAAUAGUGACAGGCUUCAUGAUUGGACACAAAGACACAGAGAGACAACAGUCGGCCAAUCAGACGAGCCACGAGCUGCUGGUGAUCAUGUGAUCACAGACUCGAGCCGAGCGCCUGACAUGAUGAUGUUGUAGUUUGACUUUAUCACUGAUGAUGUGAGUUUGGUGUGACUGCAGUCUGCUCUACACACACACACGUCUGUGGUUUGGCUUUUUGGACACAGUUCUUCCAUGAAGACCACUUGUGGUCACACGUGUCUAGACAGAUUACUUCUGCCAGUUGUGAGCUGAUGACACUGCUGGACAUUUAAAAAGGGAAGUAAGCAGGACGUGUCUUUCAUCUGCCACACCAAGUGUCCUUGGCCGUCCACCGCGUCCACGAUGGUCAACGUCGCCCGUGUCUUUGUGCUUCUUCCAAAGAUGUUGAACGGCACACGUUGAAACCUGCGUCUGCUCUGAAGUCUUUGCUGAUGUCGCUCAACGACCUUGUGUCUUGUUGCUCUUGUCAGUGUCGCCAUAGUGUUUGACCUGUGACAUGAAAACGUCUUCCACAACCUCACCUUGGUAGCAGAGUGUGGCUGUUGCUCAUCCACUGUUCAGUCUUAUUGGUGAAUCAAACACCUGACUCUAAUCCUACAGAAGAACUGAUGCUGGUCUGAAGGCAGAGGGCGCUCACACCAACUAUUGUAUACAUUCAA
This is a messenger RNA of Solea solea (common sole), 1555 nucleotides long. Its product is annotated as NACHT, LRR and PYD domains-containing protein 12-like. The transcript is spliced from 4 exons. The record is from RefSeq and is a predicted model, not a curated record. The coding region runs from base 1 to 780 and encodes 259 amino acids. NCBI's taxonomy places the organism in Eukaryota, Metazoa, Chordata, Actinopteri, Pleuronectiformes, Soleidae. Gene Ontology annotation, molecular function: nucleic acid binding; protein binding.